Molecule: messenger RNA, 2139 nt
Organism: Lodderomyces parapsilosis
Lineage: Eukaryota; Fungi; Ascomycota; Pichiomycetes; Serinales; Debaryomycetaceae
Exons: 1
Coding region: 1-2139 (712 amino acids)
Source: RefSeq, a predicted model, not a curated record
AUGUCAUCUACAUUCACCAGACAGAGGUCUUCAUCAAUGAACUCACUCAAUUCCAAUCAUUCAUCAUACUCAACUCCACAACCACAACCACAACCACCGCAACCUAUCAGUCUGUUACUGCCCCAAUCAAACACGUUACCACACAUUGUAUUACCGUCAUUGACCACCCAGCAACAACAACAACAACCCCACCACACACUAGUGUCGAGACAGAACGCCUCACCUGGUUUAGUGUCAUCAUCAUCGACAACAAACAACAACAACAACAACAACAAAGCGUUUGAACCACCGCCACCUCCACCAGCACCAUCACCAUCACAUGCCACACAGCAGUCAUUACCAAUCAAUCCACAUGCAAAUUCGAUUUCGCCCACUUCUACAUCUGGUAAUGCAGCAACUACAGCAGCAGCAGCAGUAGCAGCAACCACAACAGCAGGCGCAGCAACUGGCAACAAAAGCGGUGUAAUUUCAACACCAACACUAUCUUCAGCAAACAUCAAUACUAUACAAAAUGUCGUACCAACACCAAGUUCGACCAGGAGUAUGUCAAUAGUGAGUCUAGAAAGAAGUGCUCGUAACUCAAUUGUGUCAGUUGAUGAAAAUCUUCGAUACCAUGCACGUAAUGAUAGUUCCGCAAGUUUGGCAUCACUUGGUCAUGUGAGUCAUAAUACAUUGACCAUGACACCUGUCGGGAACUCCUUCAAUGGGCAAAACAAUAGACCUGAUUACAACUUUGAUCACAGUGGUUGUGACUCAAGAGUGAGAUCUUCAAAUGGGGGUAGUUCAGAAGGUAUCAAUCAGGGUUCAGCCGUAAUGACAGAUGAUGAGUCUGAAUAUGACACAAACAUGACCACCAGUAGUGGAGUCCCUCAAUCUAGUGAUACCUUACGAACCAUUCCAACAACACCCAUUCUUGGAGCUACAUCGGGCAGCAUGGCUUCCACACUAACAUCAAGAAGUAUGGCAAAAACUAUGCAUCGACCAAAGAGACGCAGUUUUAAAGAUGAAGUUUCACUCCAGCACUUGAAAAACGAUUUCAGGUUCAAGUUCCAUGACAUCUAUACAACUCCAACCACGAUACCAACAUCCCCCGUGUCUUAUCAUCAUACAAACUCACAUAUCUGUAGCUUAAACGCAAGUCCAACCUCGGAAAGUUUACAUCAUGGAGUUAAACAUCAUCACAAUGACUCAACAUUGGAGGAUAAUGUGCUUGCCAGCCCCAAGUUGAAUCACGAUACCGCUGGGAAACAAAUAGAAAAUCCCGAAAUGAACACUACUCCUAUUUCGUCAUCUACAACUCUGUUCACCCCACCAGUGGCACCAACCAAGAAGUUGAAAUCCACGAGUUUAAUCCAACAAUCACUUUACUUAAAACGGAAACUAGCAUUCUCGAAAGAUUUACAAAUGGAGUUCAACAAUGCCUACGAUUUAUCCAACAGUAACUCCACGGAUAUGGGAUCGCCCAAUAGUGCAUUGCAUUCACAUUUGAUUACAAUGUCGCCACCUUUAAGUACGGCUUUAUCUGAGGCUAAAUUUUUCACCAAUAUUCCUUCGACAUCGACCGUGGUGCCAAGAAGGAGAUUGUCGUCGUCGCUCAAUGACACAGAGAGCACAAGAAAACCCACCAGCGCGGGCGCUAGUGGCGUUACGCAUGGAGACUCUGACGGAGCAAGGACUGCAAAUGCUGAUUUCAACCCGACUUCAACUGCUGAUUUCAACCCGACUUCAACUGCUAGUAAUCAUAUAAAACUGGAUUUCAAAGUGCCUACACACGAGCACGAUACAUCAAGUGCAAAUAUUCCACCAUUGACUCCAUUGAGAGCCAUGCAAUCAGUCAAGGAACAAAAUGAUUUGAUUACAAAAUUGAACAAAAAGUGGAACAGGGCCAUGAUUAACAAUAGCAGCAACAAUAUGGAAGGCGGCAACACCGACAAGGGUGACAUCAACAUUAAAGACGAAGGUAAAGACGCCGUCGCAAGUACCGAUGGAAUUUCAUAUAAAGAGGAAAAAUCCAAGUUGGAUGAUGCAAAUGGUUUGCAAAUGAUGCCAAAUAAAAGAAAACGCUCCAGACGUGACUCAUUUGAUGUUGAUGACGAACACAGUUUUGACGAUUUCAAUUACGACCAUUAUGAUGGAUGA